AUGACACAACGGUCAGAAAGCAUGAAUACUUUUUUCGACGGGUAUGUCCAUUCCGAUAUGACCUUGAAGGAAUUUGUCAACCAGUUCAAUAAUACUCUAAGAAAGAAGGUGGAGGUAGAGACAAUGGCUGAUUUCAACUCCAGCAACCAAAUGAUCCCCUGCGUUUCCCCUUUCAACUUUGAGAAGCAGUUUCAGAAGGUAUACUCAAAUGCAAAGUUUAAAGAGUUCCAAAAAGAGUUGAUGGACCUAAUGUGUUGUAAUUGCACUCUAGUAAGCAAGCGUGGAUGCAUUUCAACCUUCAAUAUCAUGGAUGAAAUAUCUAUUGUGGACUGCACAAAAACAAUCCACUACACACUUUACUAUAAUGAAGAGGACUGUGAGUUAAAAUGCACGUGUGCAUUGUUUGAGAUGGGGGAAAUUCUAUGUAGGCAUGUACUUAGAGUUUUUCAUUUGAAGAGGAUUAAUGUGCUGCCAGAUAGAUAUGUCUUGGAUCGCUGGAGGAAGGACGAUAAGAGGAGAUACACAUUGAUCCAAAGUAGUUAUGAUGACUUGCGGGCCAGUAGAGACGCACAGAGGUAUGAGAUGGUGUUUAAAAGAUGA
Molecule: messenger RNA, 600 nt
Organism: Juglans microcarpa x Juglans regia
Lineage: Eukaryota; Viridiplantae; Streptophyta; Magnoliopsida; Fagales; Juglandaceae
Product: protein FAR-RED IMPAIRED RESPONSE 1-like
Exons: 1
Coding region: 1-600 (199 amino acids)
Biological process (GO): regulation of DNA-templated transcription
Molecular function (GO): zinc ion binding
Source: RefSeq, a predicted model, not a curated record